Molecule: messenger RNA, 2421 nt
Organism: Iphiclides podalirius (scarce swallowtail)
Lineage: Eukaryota; Metazoa; Arthropoda; Insecta; Lepidoptera; Papilionidae
Source: the annotation of a GenBank genome assembly
AUGGCUGGCUCUAGGGAGAGGUUGCUCUACGACCGGCCAGAUUAUGAACAUGACUACGACAGACGACGCUACGAAGCGGAGCGCGCCGAUACGAAGUACUACGCGGGCCCCUACGAAUCGCGACGCUACGCUCCCCAACGUACGGAAGUGAUAAGAAACGAACGUUACAGGGAGCGAUUUGAGCGCUACGAUCGGCCGCGGCGUAGAAACGGCUUCGUCUACGAGGAUAUCUAUUCGGAUUUUGAGGAGGCGCAGGGACGUCUGUCGCUGUUCAGACCCAUUAGGCCCGAGUAUUUAAAUCUACCGACUGCGUACGAGCCAAAGUACAGCACGCUACCGCGCAAUUACACUUACUACAACGACAGAGCGCGUAGAUACAAGAAGGACUACUACGAUUUUCGAAUUGGAGAGAGGCGUCGCUCUAGAGAACUGUACGAGCCGUACAAAACAGAUUCCAGGCGGAAAAUUGACUUUCACCAGAAGCCAGAAUACGAUAGGAAGUCGGAUUAUGGCCGGAAGCACGAAUACGACUGGAAGUCUGACUCCAACCCGAAGCUGGAAGUGUACGCGGGGCGUCCGAAGCCAGUCAUACAGCUAAACAAGACCGAGGGGCUGGCGGGGGGCACGCCGAAGAACGUAGCGAUCUGCAAACCGCUGCGUCUGUCUGAGAAGAACGCGCGCUACUGGACCACCGACCCGCCGGGGGCACCGAAGGCGAAACCGAAGAGGGACGAGCCGAAGAAGAACGUGAAGUUCUCCGAGGUGUCGGGCUGCAACCGGAAGAUGGUCGUCGACGACCCGGUGUGCGGCCGGAAGCUGGUGGCGGUGAGGGAGCUGGAGGUGUCCCUGGACCAAAUGAUACAGAACGGCUAUUUCGAGAAGCACAACAUCCCGAUACUGAGGCCCGAGCAGCCGAAGCGGGAAACCCCCGCGCAGGGAACGAACGGCAAAUGUUCGACGGGCGGGACGCAGACGCCGCGGAGGUACAAGCAUCUGCCGCAGGUGCUGGCAGCCCUCGCGGUGUCGCUGGCACCAUUCUCGGCUGGUCUCGGCAAGGGCUACAGCUCCCCCGCCAUCGCGUCGCUCCAGGGUCCGGCUGCGAACUCCACCCGCCGUGACUUCCAGCUCACCGACCAGCAGGCGUCUUGGCUGGCCUCCCUAUCAUUCCUGGGCGCCCUUUUCGGGGGGAUGGCGGGGGGCGCGGCGAUGCGGCACGGGCGGAGACGGGUGCUCUCGCUAGCUGCAGCGCCCUGCAGCCUCUCUUGGCUGCUGACGGUCGUCGCCACGUCUGUUCGCAUGAUGUGCGUCACCGCGUUCCUCGGUGGGUUCUGCUGCUCCAUACUGACAAUGCUCUCGCAGGUGUACAUCAGCGAGAUAUCCGUCCCGGACAUCCGCGGCUGCCUCAGCGCCGUGCUCAAGAUCGUCGGCCACCUCGGGGUCCUGUUCAGCUUCACCAUCGGCGCGUACCUCGACUGGCAGCAGCUCGCGCUGUUCAUAUCCGCAGCGCCCCUGCUCCUCUUCUGUACCGUCCUCUACAUACCGGAGACGCCGAGCUACCUGGUCCUCAUCGGAAAGGACGAGGAGGCGUACAAGAGCCUGCUAUGGCUUCGAGGCACCAACUCUGACGUCGCCCAGGAGCUCGCCACGAUACGCACCAACGUGCUCGCCUCGAAGAGCUUCAGCCAGCGCCAGAACCAGAUGUCCGGUAGCCAGCUGAUCAGCUCCCUGGACGUGAGGACGAUGAACCGGCUAUUGGGGCCGAUACUGGUGACCUGCGGGCUGAUGACCUUCCAGAGGUUCUCCGGUGCGCACGCGUUCUCGUUCUACGCGGUGCCGAUAUUUAGAAAGACCUUCGGCGGCAUGAACCCGCACGGCGCCGCUAUCGCCGUCUCUUUCGUGCAGCUGCUUGCGUCCUGUCUGUCUGGACUGUUGAUAGACACCGUGGGCAGGCUGCCCCUUCUGAUAGUCAGCUCGGUCCUCAUGUCGAUGGCGCUCGCCGGCUUCGGCAGCUACGCGUACUACGAGGAGGUACACAGGAACCAGAGGAUACAGAGCGUAAUGUUCCAUCAAACUGCCGGCCAGAAUGACUGGAUCCCGCUGCUCUGUGUUUUAGUGUUCACAAUAGCGUUCUCUUUAGGCAUGAGCCCGAUAUCCUGGCUGCUGAUAGGCGAGCUGUUCCCCCUGGAGUAUAGGGCGUUCGGUAGCGCGAUGGCGACUGCUUUCAGCUACCUGUGCGCCUUCGUAGGCGUGAAGACCUUCGUGGACUUCCAGCAGACGCUGGGCCUGCACGGCGCGUUCUGGCUGUACGCCUCUAUAAGCGUGGGCGGCCUGUGCUUCGUCGUCUGCUGCGUGCCCGAGACCAAGGGCAGAGACCUCGACGAGAUGGACCCCAACUACGUCCAGAGCCUGUCGCCCAAGAGG